GUGGCCUACGCUCACUCACUCAUCCAUCAUCUUUUCUUUGAUUAUGAAUAGAAUUUAGUAAAAUGAAAAAUGGGCGAAGUUGUGAUAUAUUCGUAUAUUGUACUUGUUGCAAUCAGAUGAGAGUGUAUUAGAAGUGUCUAAAUAGUGAUAUAUGUUACUAAGUUUUACCCUACAUAUAUUGAAUGAUCUAAGGAUUAGUGUUAUGAUAAGUCAAUAGGUAUUCCUCUAUAUGUUUGUGAUUGUAUUACAUGCCUUGAUUAUGAUUCGUUAACGCUAAUGUGGUAUGGCACUUGUUACAAUUCGACGUUCUCCGAGUGUGCAAACACCUAGGAAAACGGAUGAGACAGAAAAAUCAAAUGAUAACAUUGAAGACGAUGUUGGGGAACGUAUCAGCAAAAGUCUCAAUGAGUGCUACUUCGCAAAUAAAGGUGCUGCAGUGGUGCUGGGCGGGACAGAGCGCGGCUGCACGAACCAGUGGCGAUCGCCGGCGCGCGCGCUUCCUCAGCCUGACAUACAACACCACCUGCAGUCCAUGUUCUACCUGUUGCGUCCCGAGGAAACGCUCAAAAUGGCGGUGAAACUGGAGAGCGCUCACGCAGGCCGCACCAGAUACCUGGUGGUGGUGUGCCGCAGCAACGAGGCGGCGUUGCUUGGCAUCGAUUGCAUCGAGCGCACCUCCGUCGGCCUCGUGCUGCGCGUUCUAGCUGACACUUCUAUUAAGUUGGAUGGCGAUGGAGGAUUCAGUGUUUGUGUGUGCAAUCAGCAACAUAUAUUCAAGCCGGUGUCCGUACAGGCCAUGUGGUCAGCGUUGCAGACUCUCCACCGCGCCAGCGCACAAGCCCGGGAGCUGAACCACUUCGCCGGGGGCACGUCGCACUCGUGGUGUUCCUACUAUGAGAGCCAUGUGGACUCGGACCGCUCUUGUCUGAACGAAUGGCAUGCCAUGGAUUGCAUUGAGUCCCGGCGACCACCUUCCCCUGAUUCGCUAAGGCACAAGCCUCGGGAAAGAGAUGAAACUGAACGUGUUAUUCGAUGUACAUUGAAGGAAAUUAUGAUGAGUGUGGAUCUAGACGAAGUGACUAGCAAAGCCAUCCGAGGCCGGCUCGAAGAGGAACUGGACAUGGACCUCGCAGAAUACAAGUCGUUUAUCGACCAAGAGAUGCUCACCAUACUGGGGCAGAUGGACGCACCUACAGAAAUUUUUGAUCAUGUUUAUCUUGGUUCUGAAUGGAAUGCAAGCAAUCUAGAAGAAUUACAACGCAAUGGGGUUAGACACAUAUUAAAUGUGACAAGAGAGAUUGACAACUUUUUCCCUGGUAUGUUUGACUAUCUUAACAUUAGAGUUUACGACGAUGAGAAGACUGACCUUUUAAAACAUUGGGACAACACAUACAAAUAUAUAAAUAAAGCCAGAAACGAGGGGUCAAAAGUGCUUGUUCACUGCAAAAUGGGUAUUAGUAGAUCGGCAUCUGUUGUGAUUGCCUAUGCCAUGAAGGCAUUUAACUGGAAUUUUGACAAAGCUCUCAGGCACGUUAAAACUAAGCGAAGUUGUAUUAAACCUAAUACAAAUUUUUUAAACCAACUAGAAACAUACCAAGGUAUACUUGAUGCCAUGAAAAAUAAAGAAAAAUUACAGCGCUCUAAAUCUGAAACUAACCUAAAAUCCCCUAAAAAUACAUCCAAAACUGAACACAAAGUAAUGGAUCCAACACCAUUGGUGUUAGCUUUAACAGGGUCAUACAACGGACGGCCGCGGUCGUGGUCGCCCGACACCAAGGUCGCCGCUGAGCUGCUGCCUCCGCCGGUGCCCACUUCAGUUUCUUUGGAAAAUUUAGCUUUCGAAACCAGACAUAUGUUGAUGCCUUAUGCAAACGGUAGUUACAGCGUCUCCCCGAACCAAAUUAUAAGGUUGAAAGAGGAAGGCGCUCCAUCCGUCAAGCAUAUUGUAAAUGAAAUAGAAAAUGCGGCAUCAGGUGAUCGAAAGGAAUUUAGUAAAAGAUACCAAAGAUUAAAUUUUGGUACUCAGAACGAAACUCAAAACAGUAAACCAACCGAGGCAUUGGUUAGUUCGAUAAAUCAAACGGAUAUAGCUAACAAGCCGCCACAAGCGUCUCCGUCGAGGAAUCUAAGUCACAAAUACCCACAAUCGAAUUUCGAAGUUGAUAAAAUUCACACAUGGGACCCGGGGGAAGCUUCGUGGCCUAAAGGCGAAGAAAGUGUUAGGACUGUUAGUACUAGUGAUAAUAUAGUAAAAAGUGACAGUGGAAUUAUAGAUGUGAAAACUAAUAAAGUGACGACGAGUGACGCUCUAGGUAAUUCCGCGGAACGUUCCAGUUUAGAUUGCGAUGAUAGAAGAGCUGGCGACGAUGACGCACCACCACCAAGCAGACAAAGUUCAUGGAGCUCAUUUGACAGUGCGGUUGUUCUCGACCUGUCGCGGCACUCCUCCUGGGGCUCGUACGACACCCGCGCGGCCGCCAAGUCGCUACCCACGCCGCGCGAUGAACCCAAGAGACACAAAGAGCGCGGCGACGAGCGCAAUGUGCGGAAAGAGGACAAGGAGGGAGACAAGCCCUCUGAGUCGCCGCCUCAGAAGCCGACGUCGGAUCUCAGUAUUAUCAGCGAGCACAUCGAAACGCGCGCGGGAGGCAGGCGGGCUGACAACGAACGAAAGUUCAAUGAAACCUGUGCCAUACUGAAAGAGCUAGCCAGCGCCGCCGCCCGCAUGGAGAGUGCGCGUGACCGCGGCGCGUCCACAUGGAGCGGGCGACUGUCAGCGUCCGCGCCCGCCGACACGUGGCUGCGCGCCGGCCUGCGCCGCCGCCGCGCCGCCUGCGCCUCGCACGGCGACCUGCCGCGAGCCGCGCCCGCCGCGCCCACCGCCGCCGCCGCCGCAGCCGCAGCCGCCGCCGGGCUCGUCAGCAACCUCAAGAAGGAGUUCGAAGCGCGUUCCGAAUCCGACACCCGAAGAACCGAAACGAGAACUCGACCGAUCACUGCUGAAGGUCGAGAGAGGCCGCCGGCUUCGCCACCUACGGGUGAAGAUUUGUCAGUAAAAGUUUUAGUAGAUAGAUACGACCGGCCAGGUAGAGCGCGAUGCGAAUCGAAUUGCGAGUCCCGCCGUAGUAAAGCUUCGCACGAACUGGUCUCGAAAAAAUGCAAGCUGACGUCGGAGAGCUCGGCGCUCGAGGGUCGCGCUCGUUCGUCGCUGCGUAACUCGUUUUGCGGCGCUGUGCGCGCAGCUGGCGAGCGUCCGCCGCCCGCGCCCACGGUCGUGUCGCUGGCCCCCAUCGACUACAGCGAAGUGUUGGUAUCUACUGUGAUGUCGAAAGCUCAAACUAAAAACAAUUACAACAUGGUAAGACCCAUCCGUUGACGAGGCUCAACUUGAAUCGGUCGAAUAAUAGAUGUUCAAAUCCUGUAUAUAAUACUAUGUAGAAAUAUUUAUGUUUUUUAUUUAUUAUGAAUUCUUGCCAAACUCGAUAUUUUAUCUUUCUAGAGUUUAUAUACUAUAUUUACAAAAUGAAAUCACAGUGUAUUUGUCUAUCACCUUAAAUUGUAUAAACGGCUGUUUGUGAGUAGAAAUGUUAAAAGGAGAAUAAAUUCAAUACAACU
Messenger RNA from Trichoplusia ni (cabbage looper), 3615 nucleotides. RefSeq names its product protein phosphatase Slingshot (gene ssh). NCBI's taxonomy places the organism in Eukaryota, Metazoa, Arthropoda, Insecta, Lepidoptera, Noctuidae. The record is from RefSeq and is a predicted model, not a curated record. Gene Ontology annotation, biological process: protein dephosphorylation; negative regulation of actin filament polymerization; actin cytoskeleton organization. Gene Ontology annotation, cellular component: cytoplasm. Gene Ontology annotation, molecular function: protein tyrosine/serine/threonine phosphatase activity; actin binding.